AUGCCCACGGCCCAGGGUGACAUGGAAGGCAGGAACGCCAGCUACCACGGCAGCAGCUCAGGUUUUGUGCAGACCCAGUGCAGUCUGAUGCCUCAGCCGGCCUUGGGUUUUCAGCGGGUCAUCUAUGGAAACGGCACCAGCGUGGGCACCGUGAUCGCUCUGCACUGCCCCGACAAACACAAGCUGAUGGGAGACAGUGUGAAGUGUGUGCUGGAGGGAAACAGCACGAUGUGGCAGGGAGAGACCUACUGUAGGCCCCUGUCCUACAAUGAGCUCCAUGGAUUACAGUUGGCCCUCCUCAUCUCUGUUGUGAGUUUCGCCGUCAUCUGCUUCAUGUCCACGGCUUUUCUCACCUGCUGUUUGGUCAACUGCAUCGAAAAAAGGAAAAGGAAAGAGAUGGAGAGAGACUCUGAAAUGCCACUGCAAUGGGAGGAGCAGCGCCACCAACAGGAGAUGAACAGGAGAUGCAACAACAAAGGCAGAAACAAUAAUAACAACAAUUUUAUGGAACAAGAGUGGAUCCAGAAGAACCAUCAUGGCGGCUCAGAAUGCAGGUGUCCACAUCAGGGCAGCUAUGAUCCCUCUUCCUCAUAUGAAGUCACUUCCAGAUUCCCUGUUCUUCCUGGAUAUCAAUACGACCAACCACUUCUACCUCCAGAUCCCUGCUCCUCAAACCUCCAUCGUCAAACUCUUGAAUAUUCCAGACAGAGUUUGUGUUCGGACAUGGUGCUUGUGGAUUCUUCCAGCUUUGACCCGGUGUGGCAGCCGGCGAGGAAGCAAAACUCUAAUAUACGAGUGAUAUCUGUGUAG
This is a messenger RNA of Knipowitschia caucasica, 810 nucleotides long. Lineage: Eukaryota; Metazoa; Chordata; Actinopteri; Gobiiformes; Gobiidae. The record is from the annotation of a GenBank genome assembly.